Molecule: messenger RNA, 3789 nt
Organism: Polyodon spathula (Mississippi paddlefish)
Lineage: Eukaryota; Metazoa; Chordata; Actinopteri; Acipenseriformes; Polyodontidae
Gene: klhl36
Product: kelch-like family member 36
Exons: 5
Coding region: 140-2014 (624 amino acids)
Molecular function (GO): cullin family protein binding
Source: RefSeq, a predicted model, not a curated record
UGAGAUUAUGGCUGCAACAGCAAAGAGCCGGGCAAAUACCUUAAAACUAUUCUAUGGAAACGGUCCAAUAUUACCACUGUCAAUUAAACAAUGAGCGAAUAGAGACCAAGGCUGGAUUGGAGUCUUUUGGCUGAUUGCAAUGGAGGGGGCCAAACAAACCAGAGUUUCUCGUCCGCACAGAAUCAGCGAGUCAUCCAAGGUGUACAGAUUGCCCGAGCACCCAAGCACGGUGCUGCAAGGGCUGAACGAGCAGCGCCAGAAGGGGCUGUUCUGUGACAUUGUCCUGGUGGCGGAUGAGCAGCGUGUACCGGCCCACCGCAACCUUCUCGCUGUCUACAGCGACUACUUCAACUCCAUGUUUACCAUUGGCAUGCGAGAGGCUCGCCAACUGGAGGUUGAGCUGGUGGGGGCCUCUUACAUUGGCCUCAAAGCUGUCAUUGACUUUCUGUACAGCAGCGAGCUCCCGCUGGACGGGGGCAACAUUGACUAUGUGCUGGAGACGGCCCAUCUGUUGCAGGUGUGGCAGGUGGUGGACUUCUGCUGCGAGUACCUGGAGAACGAGGUGAGCGAAGAGAACUACCUGUACCUGCAGGAGCUGGCUUUCAUCUACAGCCUGGACAGGCUCGACUCGUACAUUGACAGCUUCAUCCUCUCUAACUUCGGCACCCUGUCCUUCACCCCGGACUUCCUGCAAAAUCUCAGGAUGCAGAAACUCUGCUCUUACCUGGCCAGCAACCAUGUGCAGCACGAUUGUGAACACAACCUGCUGCAGGCCGCUCUGCAGUGGCUCACCCAAAACCCUGAGAGGGAAUCGGACGCCCGCCUAGUCCUGGCCAAUAUCCACUUCCCACUCAUCUCCAUGAGUGACCUCCAACACAGGGUCAAGCCGACAGUGUGCUCCCUGCUCCCAAAGGAGGCCAACUGUGAGGCUCUGAUUGAGGAGGCCCUGGGUUACCACAGCCAGCUCAUGGCACAGCCAGUCCUGCAGAACAAACGCUCAACACUGCGUGCUGAUGCCGAUCAGCUCCUGUUCGUUGGCGGGGAAGUGUCAGAGCGCGGGGAGGAGCUGAGCGAUGAUGUUUGCUUCCUGGACCCUGCCGAAGGCCGCUGGGUGUCUGAGACUGAGAUCCCUGCCCGCCGGAGUCACCACUGCGUCACUGUGAUGGGAGGGUUCAUCUUCGUGGCAGGGGGAAGCUCAUCCCGGGACAAUGGAGGGGAUGCUGCCUCUAACGUACUCUACCGGUAUGAUCCCAGGUGCAACGAGUGGAUAAAGGGCACUCCUAUGAACCAGCGGCGCGUGGAUUUCUACCUAGGCACUAUUGCAGACCGGCUGAUUGCUGUGGGUGGACGAAAUGACAGUGGAGCGCUGUCCUCUGUGGAGGUCUACAGCCCGCAAACAGACACCUGGUCCUACGUGGCAGGACUUCCACGAUUUACCUACGGUCAUGCAGGCACGACCUCUAAAGAGUUUAUCUACAUCUCUGGGGGCCACGACUACCAGAUUGGCCCUUACAGACGGAACAUGCUUUGUUACAAUUACCGCACAGAUGUCUGGGAGGAGAAACACCCCAUGAUCAAGGGUCGGGGCUGGCACAGCAUGUGCACCCUGCAAGAACACAUCUACGCCAUUGGAGGCAGUGAUGACCAUGUGGAGACCAUGGAGCGCUUUGACAUCUUGAGUGUGGAGCGCUUCAGCCCCCAGUUUAACCAGUGGACACGAGUGGCUCCCCUGUUCCAGGCCACCAGUGAGUCCGGGGUUGCUGUUUUGGGUGGUAAAAUUUACAUCCUCGGCGGCUACAGCUGGGAGAAUACUGUUUUCUCCAAAAUGGUGCAGGUCUACGAUUUAGAGACGAAGAAAUGGACAAAGGGAGUGGACCUGCCUAAAUGCAUUGCAGGGGUGUCUGCAUGCAUCUGCAAGGUCAAACCCAGGAGCCCGGAGAAGAAGAUAAAGAUGAAAGGGCAUCAGGUCAAUGGAAGAGGAUCCAUUCAGCUUGCAAAAGAGAGAAGACUUUAACAAAGAAAAUGCUUUCUUAAUAUGUGAACAAAAAAAACGUAUCUUAAGCGUCAGGCUUACUUUUCAAGCUGUUUCAACUCCAGGUAAACAGUAUUAUGAGUGUAGGUGCUUAAUAUUAAAGAGGUAAAAUUGUAACAGGCACAAUUUUUAGUUCCUUAUAAACUGGACAGCAUUGAAUAUACAGUAUUGAAGCAGCCGUGUGCAUUAUGUAGUGCUUUCUAAUACAAAAAAAUAGACGAUUGAUCUGAAACUGUAAAAUAGCGGACAUAAUUAUCUGCACCUGCAUUACAAAAAAUAACACAAAAAAACUUUUUAAAUGUAAAAUAUGUACAGAGUAAAAUUGAAACAAAUUGAGAAAAUUCUUGGGAAUAAAACUAGUAAAAACCUCAAGUUGCAAUGUUUAAAAGCUGGAAAUAUUAUAAAUAAAGUACGAGAACUAGAAACCAUAUUAGCAGCUGAACUUGGCCACCCCUAACCACAUAGAAAAAUUCACAAAUAGUGAGUUUAGGUUGUUAGGAGGGACUGACAGGAUAGAAGAGGGUAUGUAGGUACGUAUGACAGAAUUUAUUUUGACUUUCAAAAGGCUUUUGACAUGAAAGACUCGUAAAGCACAAAUCGGUAGAAAUCCAGGGCAGUACAAGCACAUGUCUUCAUACAAAGGAACCAGAGAGAAUCUUGUUGGACCGUGUAUUGUACCCCAUGUGAUUACAUCAUGCAAAAAAUAUAAAAAUUAAAAAGCCUCAUUAUAUAAAUAAUUGACAUUCAGUUGAGGAAUAGCAAAUAACAUCAGUAACGUUUCUUCAGUGUGUUUUUGAUUUAUUUAUUUGUCAGAGGGAUGUCACAGCUUUAUACGGAAACAAACUGGUAACACUAAGGUUAAUUUGAGCAGUUUAUACUCUGCCUGGAUUUUAUGAGAGUAUUUUACAGCACUGUCUUAGAUUGCAAUCCAGGCUGUUGCCAAGUGCUGUAAAAUGAUCAACUCCCAACGUGUCUUAUCCCAGUGUGGUGUAUGUUGGUCAGUGCUGUAUUUUAUGAUUCCACUAAGCCCCUAAGCCAAUAGAGAUCUAGAAUAUCCAGAUGUUUUACCCGAUGAACAAAACUGACAAAGACUCAAAGACAUUUCACUUUGGGAGGUGUUAGGAUUUUGUGCAACAGGGCUGACGCAGGAAACAUUUGUUUAGCAGUACAGUACUUCAAUAUUAGUAAAUAUUAAACGGUUGAGGUAUUUAGCUAUACCUGCAAAAAAAAUGGCUACCUGAUUAACACAAAUUAGAUUUUGUUUUUGUUGCUAUAGUGUCAAACCAAGUUCUAAAAAGUAAGCAUAAAAAUGUCAAAGAAUCAAACAAAACUAACUCCGCCCAAAAACAUUCCAUUUAUGCAGAUAGCACAAUGCAUUGUUAAUGCUUGCAAAUAACUAUUUGUGUCUGUUGUCUGUGUGUGAGUUGUUGAUAAUUGCAUCCAAGGGUUUUUAUUUAUUUAUUUAUUAAAUAAAAACAUAGUUGGAAAAUCAUUAAUAGAUGACGUGUCGUCGCCUUGCUUAAAUUAUGACUUUUUGACUUUCAUAUGGGCUAAGCUGCAGUUAUAGUACUUAUCUAUAUAUUAUAAAACUAUAAUUGCUGCCAUGUAUAAAUUAUAUGUGUGACAGUGGUAUAACAUAAAUGUGAAGUUGAUACACCAAUAAAAAGAAUGUAUGAACAUUGUGUUAUUAUUGGCAUGACGAAUGCAACAAUGUAAACAGUAGAUAAUAUAUUUCAUUGUACACUAUUACAUAAUAU